Sclerotinia trifoliorum is the source of this 1169-nucleotide messenger RNA. Lineage: Eukaryota; Fungi; Ascomycota; Leotiomycetes; Helotiales; Sclerotiniaceae. The record is from the annotation of a GenBank genome assembly.
GCUCUUGAUAGUUACAAGUUUUCGAUCCAUCGACAACACUGACAUUUGCUCUCUACGUCUAAGAACGACAUUACGACAAAAGACCGUCAGGCCAAAAUUUAAAUAAAAAUUUCGAUCACAAUCCGACAAGAUGGUAAGGAAUUCCUUCAAUCAAUUAUUCCCCACAUCAAGGCAUCGAGCACGGAAGGAGGAUAGGAGGUGGAAUUGUUCAGUGGGCAUACGACAGCAUACAACAAUGACGAGGAGGAGAACAAAAGCUCAAAAUGGAAUUGAAAACUGUUAUGCGGUCGCUAUUGGGUUGGAUUGGAUUGCUAAAAUGGAUGGAUUGAUGGAUAUCGAUGGUUUAGAUGAUUAAUAUUUGAUAAGAAUAAUGGCUGACCAGGUUUUGCCACUAUAGGUUCUCGCAAUCGAUCUCCUCAACCCAUCCCCAGCUGCUGAGGCACGCAAGCACAAGCUCAAGGUAUGCGACAACACUUUUUAAUGAAUUCUCGAUUCGGUGUAAAAUUGGCGGAAGCUAAUAAUUUUUGCCGCUUUAGCAACUUGUCCCAGCCCCAAGAUCCUUCUUCAUGGAUGUCAAAUGCCCAGGAUGCUUCACCAUCACCACCGUCUUCAGCCACGCCCAAACCGUUGUCAUCUGCGCUGGAUGCUCAACUGUUCUCUGCCAACCAACAGGUGGUAAGGCUCGUUUGACUGAGGGCUGCUCGUUCAGAAGAAAGUAGAUCAGAUAUAUCAGCGCUACUUUCUUUUCCGCUUCGUCUUUUCGGUUAAUGGCAAUGGCUUGAUGAGGGUAUACAUAUGGAUCUAGUUUUCGAUACGCAAUUUGACGGAUAGAAGAUGGACCUCACCCAAAAUUCCUUGCGAAAGAUCGUGGCAACAAGCAGCAAAGGGGCGUUUGGGAUAAUCCGGAUAUCUUGCAUCAAAUCAAAAACGAUUCCCUCAAAAUGAUUUAUUUUUCUUGUGUACAGGACGUUUGUGAUAUGAUUGAUCGCGAACGUAAAUACCUACAUUGGUGGAUAUGAACGGCAGGAAAUACGGUUCUACGAAUAUUUUACGAUGACAGAACGACCUGGACUUGGUGAAGACUCGGAGCGUUUCUUGAGGACGCUGCGUAUUCACAAUGGAUUUAAAAGUUGUGCUAUAUCAAUUAACGAUGAUUUAAAAUGCCCUUU